Messenger RNA from Talaromyces atroroseus, 2403 nucleotides. RefSeq lists its product as hypothetical. Gene Ontology annotation, biological process: protein histidyl modification to diphthamide. Gene Ontology annotation, molecular function: diphthine-ammonia ligase activity. The transcript has a single exon. Lineage: Eukaryota; Fungi; Ascomycota; Eurotiomycetes; Eurotiales; Trichocomaceae. The coding region runs from base 1 to 2403 and encodes 800 amino acids. The record is from RefSeq and is a predicted model, not a curated record.
AUGCCUCCAUCACCAACAGACAAGGGCCUCAAUGUCAUUGCCCUGAUAUCCGGCGGCAAAGACUCUUUAUACUCCAUCCUGCACUGCAUCCGAAACGGGCAUCGAGUGGUUGCAUUGGCCAAUCUGCAUCCGCCUGUCAACCAUCAAGAUGGCACAGAAGAAGAUAUGGAUAGCUUCAUGUACCAGACCAUAGGCCACAAUGUCAUUCCUCUUUAUGAAUCUGCCCUAGGCGUUCCUUUAUACAGAGCAUCAAUCACGGGCGGCGCUGUGGACACAUCGCGGAUAUACCGUGAUGAAAACACAACGACUGAUGAUCACGACGAAAGAAGUGAAAACCAGGACGAGACUGAAUCCUUAGUCCCACUGCUCAACCGCAUCAAACGCGAUAUCCCGCAUGCUGACGCGAUUUCGGCCGGUGCCAUCUUAUCGACUUACCAGCGCACUCGCAUUGAGAAUGUGGCUGGUCGCUUGGGUCUGGUGCCGCUUGCAUUUUUAUGGAUGUAUCCCUAUCUACCGACUACUAGUAAUAACAAUGGUGGUCUUCUUGAUGAUAUGGCGGCCGCCGGCUGCGAUUCGAGGAUCAUCAAAGUGGCCUCAGGUGGUCUUGAUGCCGACAUCCUAUGGGAAAACGUCGCGUCAUCUAAUGGCUCUGUCCAAAGACGCAUCGAGAAAGCCAUGAAACGCUUUGUUGAUGCCGAGGACCUGAAAGGAGCUGUUUUGGGAGAAGGAGGGGAAUACGAAACUCUGGCGCUGGAUGGGCCUCGGUUUCUGUGGAAGCAGCGUAUUGUGAUUGAAGAAGCUGAUAGACAGGUUCAUGCUGCAGGCAGCGGGGUCAAUUUUGUGAGGGUUUUGAAAGCUAGAUGUGUUCCUAAAGAGGACGAUGAUGAAGAUCAAAAGGCGCUGAUGCCUCAGGAUAUUCGCAGACCAAGCCGGCUUGACGAGAGGUUUCGCCGAGCCUUGGAUCGAUUGCAAGAGCAGCAAGAGCAAGUCUAUCAUCGUGCCACUUCGGUUGGAAACAAGAGUUCUAGUAGUGGGGUCGGUAUAGAUAUCUGCGAGACGAGUAUCGGAGGUCUAUACACCAUUUCAAACGUCACUGCCCCCGAAGCCGGUCCAACAGCCGAUGCACAGAUGCGCGGAAUUUCAGAAAAGCUGCAAGCACUGCUUCAGAAUUCGGUUUUAUUGAGCAACGAGACUGCUCCUAGAAGGAAAACUACGAGUGAUAUUGUCUUUGCUACUGUUCUACUCCGAUCUAUGCAAGAUUUUGGUCCUAUGAAUGCGAUAUAUGUUUCGCUAUUCACAAAACCUAAUCCGCCUGCCAGGGUUACGGUAGCUUGUGGUGAUUGCCUGCCUGAUGGCGUUCAGGUCAUGAUUUCAGUUGUCGUUGAUCUUGGGGAGCGCAGCUGUAGACAAGGUCUUCAUGUCCAAUCACGCUCCUACUGGGCACCGGCAAACAUCGGGCCCUAUUCACAAGCAAUCACGGUGCCGUACAGUAUCAAUCGAAAGGGAGAAUCGAUGACAGAACUGGGUGAUGCUGGUGAUGGUGGCCUAGUUUACAUUGCCGGACAGAUUCCGCUCGAUCCACCAUCAAUGGAACUUCCUGGAGGGAUUGACAAAACGGAAGUAAAUUGGUUUCAAAACUUCAGCUUACACGCGACACUAUCAUUACAGCAUUUGUGGAGAAUUGGACUCGCGAUGCAGGUUGAUUGGUGGUUGGGAGCCAUUGUGUUCCUGGCCAGGGACGCCCAACGCGGACACCAGAAAGCACGGAUAGCGCAUCGAUUGUGGCAAGCAUUGCAUGAGCGAGAUCAAGUUAAAGAGGACGACGACGAAGCUGACUCCGUCAUAGACGUUUGGGAUAUCAAGCAUGGCCUCCAAGAGGACCCUAGGCUGGCGCAGGGUGGACGACCGUUGCCGAACUUCGAGAUGCUGGUGGCUGGUAGCAGUGAUAAUAAUAAUAAUAACAACAACAACAACAGCAGCAGCAGCAGCAGCAGCAGCAACAACACUCUUCCUCCGCCCUGGUUCGCGGUGGAAGUCGAAGAGCUUCCGCGAAAUAGUGACAUUGAGUGGCAAGCACUGGGUGCGACUGGCAUGGCUGUUGGUGCCCCGGUGUUUGUGCCCUGCACGGACCGCGAGACUAAGAUAUGGCGCACCCAACUAAACGGCGCUUUGUUUUAUACGAUUGAGAUGGCGACGGGGACAGUAUCUUUAGAGGAUCGAGUCGACACGGUAGUGUCUGACCUCGUUAGUAGCUCUGAGACCCAGCACCGCACGAUCUAUACAUCCUGCAGGCUGUCCAUGGCGCAUUGGAAGGGCCAAGUUGUGCCCUGUCACACUGUCUGGGGAAGCGAAGGGGACAUCAUAGCUGCUGCAGUCACCGUGCAGGUCAGUGCUCAAACCUAG